AUGUCGAGCUUCCUAACCAACAUGUUUCCCACGCCGGGCCAGAAGGACGGCAAGCAGACCUCUUCGGAGGUUCCUGGCACUCCGACCAAGAACACAUUCGUAACUCCCAUUGCGACGCCCCAAGGCAGCCCCAGCAAAAAGACUAUUCCUCCCGGUGCCCAUGAGCUGCCAACUGCCUUCGACAAUGCUCUCAAGCUCAAUCCCGUCCCCCUCGAUGGCCCGGUGAAGCUCGGUAGACCUCAGCCUGGUAGCCCUCUGUCACCUGCCAAGAGUAACAUUCAACCUGCCGAUGAUAUAUACGCCGGUACACCCACCAAUGUCGAUAGCAGCAUCAUUCAUAAAGACACAGGGAGUCCGUUGAAGAAACAAGGCCAGGAAAACACCCCGCCUUCUAAGAUCCCCAUUAGAGAUUCGGUCUAUCAGCACAACCAAGCUGCUGUAUCUCGUCAAGAACCUUACCAAGUUCGAGACACUCGACCUAAUACUCCUAACACUAAGAAGUUUAACACAUCUCGUGGUUUAACUGCUGAAGAGUUGGAGAUUCUGAAGAAGCCUAGCGUCCGUCGCUUGGUCAACGUUACCCAACUCUACUUCUUAGAUUAUUACUUCGAUCUUCUCACAUAUGUCGGUUCCAGACAGACGCGAUUAAAUGCCUUCAAGGCGGAAGUACCCACGCCACCCGAGACUAGCCAGGAGGAGUAUGACCAACUUUGGUCGAAGUACACCGGCCGAGAGCGAGCAGCCCUCCGCAAGCGCCGGAUUCGCCUUCGUCACGGUGACUUCCAGAUCCUUACGCAGGUCGGCCAAGGUGGAUACGGACAGGUGUUCCUAGCUCAGAAGAAGGAUACGAAGGAAGUCUGUGCCCUCAAGGUCAUGAACAAGAAGUUGCUCUUCAAGCUGGAUGAGAUCCGUCAUGUCCUCACCGAGAGAGACAUUCUCACUACAGCCAACAGCGAGUGGCUUGUUCGUCUCCUGUACUCUUUCCAAGACGACAAGAAUAUCUAUCUUGCCAUGGAAUACGUCCCAGGUGGUGAUUUCAGAACCCUGCUGAAUAAUACGGGUGUCCUAUCCAACCGCCACGCUCGCUUCUAUAUCGCGGAGAUGUUCUGUUCCGUGGACGCGCUCCACAAACUCGGCUACAUUCAUCGUGAUCUGAAGCCAGAGAACUUCCUGAUCGACUCUAGCGGACACAUUAAGUUGACCGACUUUGGUUUGGCGGCUGGUAAUGUAGCAUCGUCAAAGAUCAACUCGAUGCGUAUCCGACUCGAGAAGGCUUCUGAGACUGAAGUUCCGUUCGGUAAGGCCAUGGAGAAGCGAACAGUGGCAGAACGCCGAGAGGGUUACCAGACCAUGCGCGAGAGGGACCUGAAUUAUGCGAAAUCCAUAGUAGGAUCUCCUGAUUACAUGGCACCUGAGGUACUUCGCGGCGAAGAGUACGACUACACUGUCGAUUAUUGGAGUUUGGGUUGCAUGUUGUUCGAAGCCCUUACCGGUUUCCCUCCUUUCGCCGGUUCCACGGCUGACGAGACGUGGCAAAACCUGAAGCAUUGGAAGGAGGUGCUCAAGCGCCCGGUCUGGGAAGACCCUAACUAUUUCCUGAGCAACCGCACUUGGAAUUUUAUCACUACGUGCAUCAAUUCGAAAUCCAGGCGAUUCUCGAACAUUAAGGACAUUCUAGAGCAUCAAUAUUUCGCCGAAGUGGAUUGGAAGACUUUGAGAGAAUCGAAGGCGCCGUUCGUUCCCGAGCUGGACUCGGAGACCGACGCAGGGUAUUUCGACGAUUUCACUAACGAGGCUGACAUGGCCAAGUACAAGGAAGUCCAUGAUAAACAACAGGCUCUUGAAAGCAUGGCCGAUCGAGAAGAACAGAUGAGUAAAGGCCUUUUCGUCGGAUUUACCUUCCGUCACCGCAAGCCUACCACAGAAGACGGCAGCCCGCGCAAGCGAAUCCAGACCGAAGAGACCUUUGGCACGAUGCUCUAG
This is a messenger RNA of Annulohypoxylon truncatum, 1983 nucleotides long. Its product is annotated as kinase-like protein. Gene Ontology annotation, biological process: intracellular signal transduction; peptidyl-serine phosphorylation. The coding region runs from base 1 to 1983 and encodes 660 amino acids. Gene Ontology annotation, cellular component: spindle pole body. The record is from RefSeq and is a predicted model, not a curated record. Gene Ontology annotation, molecular function: ATP binding; protein serine/threonine kinase activity. Lineage: Eukaryota; Fungi; Ascomycota; Sordariomycetes; Xylariales; Hypoxylaceae. The transcript is spliced from 3 exons.